AUGAAUUGUGCGACAGACGCAUCCUCUGUGGACGAGGUCCCGUGUCACAUUCGCUCAUCGCCGCCUGCGACCCCAACCCGGCAAACCACCAGCUCAUGGAGAAGCCUGUUUUCCUUUACUUGCCGAUCGCAUCUGGGCGUGCUCAUGGCCGCUGUGCUGGCCUCCAUGGUCAUUGCCGCCAUCCGAACCGUCCUGUCCAUCAUACUGGGCAAAGUAUUUGACAUCAUUUCCGAGUUUGGAACCGGAACCCGAAACGGCGAUAGUGCUAUGACGGCCGUAUCGCAGUGGUGUCUUGUCCUGCUUGGGCUUGGCCUCAGCAACUGGCUAGCUGGUACUGCCUUUCUUGGUCUUUGGGUCGCGUUCGGGGAGUUGCAAGCGGACAGUGCCCGUCGCGAAAUGUUCCAUCGCUUACUCUCCCGUGACCUGGCCUGGUUUGCUGGCUUGGAUCAGGGCAUAUCCAGUCUCCUGGUGAGCGUUCAGUCGCAGACAAGAGAUCUUCAGUUUGCCUCCUCUCAGGUGUUUGGCUUCCUCGUCUGCGACAUGGCAACCGCUUGCGCAUCUCUCGCCAUAGCAUUCUACUACUCGUGGAAACUGACCCUUGUAUUACUCUCGACUCUUCCGGUGUCCUUCAUCAUCCUUGCUCUCGCCACUCGACAGCUGGAACCUGCCAUUCAAGCACAGAGGAUUUAUCUGGCGACAGCCUCCAAGCUCGCAACGGCAUCCAUCAACGCCAUUGACAUCGUCAAAGUUUUCGAUGGCCUAGGCCACGAUAUGCGGCAGUACUCCAUUGCACUCCAGCUGGCGGCACGGCGAUACCUCGUGCAGGCCCGAUGCAAUUCGGUACAAAUUGGAUACGUCGGCUUCUGGGUCGUCUUCAUGUUUGUUGUUGGCUUCUGGUAUGGCAUUGUGCUCGUCAAUGAUGGCCUGCCCCCUGGCCAUGUUGUUACAACCUUUUAUUCGGCACUGGCAGCUUUUCAAGGAAUCGAAGCAUUGGUACCGAAUUGGCUUGUGCUUUCCAAAGGCAAGGCCGCCGGGGCCUCUUUGUCUAUCAUGACAUCGGACUCGAGCCAGCCCAGUCUCGAACAGUACGACAGUAUUUGGCUCGAAAACUGUGUCGGCCACGUGAAGUUAAUGGAUGUUAGCUUUACGUACCCGUCAAGCGAGACUGUACAAGCGCUCAGCUCGUCAACUUUCCAUUUCACUCCCGGUCAGCCAACCUUUGUUGUCGGCGAGAGUGGUUCCGGAAAGAGCACUGUUGGUUGUCUUGUUGCUGGACUGUACAGCACGACUGCUGGCCAGAUUCUCAUCGAUGGCAAACGCAUAGACAUGCUCGAUAACUCGUGGUUCCGCCAGAAUGUCACUAUAAUUCACCAGUCAAGCAUUCUUUUCAACGACAGCUUAUUCAAUAACAUUGCUCUUGGCCACCCAAACCCUCGAAAUGUCACACAUCAAGAAGUGUUGGGUGCCUGCCAGUUCGCCUUACUACAAUCAACCAUUGCCGAUCUUCCGAAUGGCCUCAGCACGAAUGUUGGGUCGGACGGCCACGGCUUGAGCGGAGGACAGAUGCAGCAAGUUGCCUUGGCCCGCGCGUACCUAAGAAAUCCCACCAUCCUGGUUCUAGAUGAAGUGACAAGUGGCCUUGACCGUAUCAAUCGAGAGCUUAUCAUGAACGCCGUCCGACAGUGGCGUACAGGCAAGACAACCAUCGUCAUCACGCACGAUUUAUCCGAGAUCAACGAUGAUGAAUACAUCUACGUCAUGGCAAAUGCCUCCAUAGUUGAGAAAGGUCUCAAGCGCCAUCUCUCGUGCACGGUUGAAGGCCGUUCUUCUCAAGAUUCCUCCCCGCGAGCUGCGCUGGUCGAUCCUCCAGUUGAUGUCGGCAAAACAACGCAUCGAAACCGUGCACUCUCAUUUAACGAUUCCUCGUCAUUUUUGCCAUCGUCAGCGUCUAAUUCUUUUUCAUGGGAGCCACGAGGUAGUUUCGUGUGCUGCAAUCUCUCCGCACCCUGGCGGACCACGGAGCGUCGCGUUGACGAUGCCAACGCGCCAGUACCAUCGGCAUGUAUGUCAAGCUGUCCACAUCUAGCAUCUGAAGAAAGAAUAACAAAAUUAUGGGAAACACAACGGUGUCGAUUUUCUACAUUCGUCCAAUCCAAGUUCUUUACCCUGUCUGACUUACUUUUCAAGGAUCGAGAAGUAAAGCCCAUUCACUCCCCGGAUUCGGCGAGCUCUGGCUUGGAUGAGCUCAAUUUAUUAAAGGAGAACUUCAUUUUUGGUGCCUCUGAGCGCCGGGCGAACAUUUCAGAGCUGCGUUUGGCAAUCGGUCAUCAUCGAUCUGAUGAUCACAAUCCGAGUCCGGACAAAACCCUUGGCAAGACGGUACAUGAAGGAUGCAACGUCUUGUCGACACUGAGAACUGUCUGGCCAAACCUGGAGGGGAUGAAUAAGCUGUUCUUCGUCCUGGGUCUACUGGCCUGCUUUGGUAAAGCUGUGACAACUCCGGCAUUUUCAUAUUGCCUGGCACAGCUUUUGGGCGUCAUGUGGGCCUCCGGUGACAGGGUAAUCCGGGGUAGGAACUGGGCAUUUUCACUCCUCGGGGUCGCAAUAGCGGAUGGCCUAUUCACAGGAGCAGGCCGAUAUCUCCUUGAAAGCUCAGGGCAGGCAUGGGUCGAUAAUAUUCGGCUUGAGGCAAUGAAGAGAAUCCUCCAGCAACCACGAUGGUGGUUCAACAAGAGAGGCCACUCCGCUGGUCGCAUGGUCGAGUGCCUGGAAAGGAACGCCGAGGAGAUGCGCAAUAUUGUCGGGCGUUUUUUACCCAUCGUCAUUGCCGUGUGUGGGAUUCUCUCGAUAUCAGUCAUCUGGGCCUCCAUCAUCUCAUGGAGGCUCACCCUGGUAGCCCUUGCUCCAUUACCCCUGGUCCUGGGCGCCGUCCAAGGAUACGCAACGGUGAGUGGCAGAUGGGAAGAGAGGUGCAACGACAGCGCACAAAAUUCCAGUGCGGUGAUGCUGGAAGCCUUUGUCAACAUCGGUGUUGUGAGGGCACUGACCCUUGAAGGACACUUUUCGGCAAAGCACAGCAAGUCGGCCAAAGAGACACUCUGUGUUGGCAUGAGGCGUGCGGCCUAUACCAGCUGGCUAUUCGGGCUGUAUCAGUCCAUGCCAUACCCUCUCGCAGCUUUGGUGUUCUACUACGGAAUGGUUUUGCUCGCUGGAGACAAGCAACUUGGUGUUGCAGAGAUGCUGCAGGUGGUGAACCUGUUGCUGUUUGGAAUAGGAACCGCUGCGGAUAUUUGCAGUGCCAUGCCGCAGCUAACUAUGGCCCAAGCUACGGCGGCGCAGCUCUUAAGCUACGCGAACUUGCCUCUAGAUCGCCCCGCGAAAGGAAGUUGGUCGCGAAGGCUACACUGUCCUCUUCCCGUGCGAUUACACGACUUGGAUUUCUCUUACUAUCACCGAAGCAAUGAAGGAGUCUUAAAAGGCGUUUCUCUGGACAUUUCACCCGGAGAAUGUAUAGCCAUCGUCGGCCGCUCGGGUUGUGGCAAGUCGACCAUUGCCUCCAUCCUCCUUGGUCUGUACAAGCCAUCGUCUCACUCAUUCAGUCCCGAACCGCGCCCACCUCCGCUCAGCUUUGCCAACGCCUCGUACGCCGAUAUCGAUAUGCAGCACCUUUGCUCCACAACCAUGGCCUUCGUUUCGCAGGCACCCUUUCUCUUCCCUGCCACCAUCGCCGAUAACAUCGUGUACGGCCUCGCAGCCAACUCGCCCUACCGCCAGAGCCAAAGCAUCAUCCUUGCAGCCAAGGCAGUUGGGCUAGAUGAAUUCAUCACCUCGCUGCCAGAAGGCUACAACACUGUCGUCGGUGACGGCGGCCAGACCCUAUCUGGCGGACAGGCGCAGCGCCUGACCAUUGCACGAGCACUCAUUCGUCGUCCGUUGCUUCUCAUCCUGGACGAGCCUACAAGUGCUCUUGAUUCUGAGAACUCUGCACUCAUUGGGCAGGUGAUACGAGACCUUAUGCAUGGACCGGGCAAGUCAAAUCCCAAAAUGGCCGUUGUUCUCAUCACGCACAGCACGGAAAUGAUGCAGGUCGCGGACAGGAUGGUUGUGCUCGAAAAUGGCAUGAAUGCCGAAGAGGGUACAUUUGAAGACUUAUUGCGGGCCAGAGGACUCCUGUACCACAUUUUGAGCGGAGGCGAAUGGUUCGAAGGCAAGCGAUCGUAG
Drechmeria coniospora is the source of this 4221-nucleotide messenger RNA. RefSeq lists its product as uncharacterized. Gene Ontology annotation, cellular component: membrane. Bases 1 to 4221 code for a protein of 1406 amino acids. Gene Ontology annotation, biological process: transmembrane transport. The transcript has 3 exons. Lineage: Eukaryota; Fungi; Ascomycota; Sordariomycetes; Hypocreales; Ophiocordycipitaceae. Gene Ontology annotation, molecular function: ABC-type transporter activity; ATP hydrolysis activity; ATP binding. The record is from RefSeq and is a predicted model, not a curated record.